Molecule: messenger RNA, 2894 nt
Organism: Benincasa hispida (wax gourd)
Lineage: Eukaryota; Viridiplantae; Streptophyta; Magnoliopsida; Cucurbitales; Cucurbitaceae
Product: G-type lectin S-receptor-like serine/threonine-protein kinase LECRK3
Biological process (GO): protein phosphorylation
Molecular function (GO): protein serine/threonine kinase activity; ATP binding
Source: RefSeq, a predicted model, not a curated record
UGGUCAAGGUCAAGUGGAUACCAUCCUUGCUCUGCAGAUUCAAAAAUUCCAAGUCAACAACGGAACGAGGAAACUGAGUUUCCCCUGUUUGUCUUCUACAUUCAUUCUACUCUCUGCCGCUUUGCAUUUCCACCGCAACUUUCUUCUCAUACCUCCAAUCAAUCUGCCCCGCCAUUCUCUUCUCAAUUCUAUUCCCCUCUCAUCUUAAUUACCCACUUCAAUUUCCUUAUGUAAAUUCGAAAACUCUUAAUUCUUAGCUAUCCUCUGCUUCCAUGGCUUCCCUCUGUUUCCCAUUCCUACCUAUUCUUCUACUUCUGCUUCCUUUUUUUCCCCCAUCCUCUACUGUUGCUCAGAAGCCAAACCCAAAUAUAACUUUAGGCACAUCUCUCACCGCUCGUGACGGCGAUUCCUUCUGGUCCUCUGCAUCUGGUGAUUUUGCUUUCGGUUUCCUACGCCAAUCUGAAGGGGGAGACUAUUUGUUGGCAAUUUGGUUCAACAAAAUUGCUGAGAAAACCGUGGUUUGGUCUGCUAAUCGGGACAAACUGGCACCGAAGGGAUCUACUGUUUUACUUUCAACAAGUGGUCGGCUCGUCCUCAACGACCCUGGAGGCAACCAAAUUUGGCCUACAACUUCCUUUGCUACUAAUCAAUCUGUUUCCUAUGCAACCCUUCUUGACACUGGAAACUUCAUUCUCGCUUCUAAGAACUCUGAAAUUCUGUGGCAGAGCUUCGAUUAUCCUACCGAUACGAUUUUACCGUCACAGAUUCUUAAUCGGGGGACCAGUCUGGUUGCACGAUAUACAGAAACGAAUUACUCAAUUGGAAGAUUUCAACUUACGAUGCAAAUUGAUGGGAAUCUCGUGCUUUACACCAGAAAUUUCCCUACGGAUUUAUUAAGUAACAGUUAUUGGGCAACUAACACUGUGAACUUCGGCUUUCAACUCGUCUUCAACCUCUCUGGUUCGAUUUAUCUCAUCGCAGAGAAUAAAACCAUUCUUAACACUUUGUCAUCAAAUAAUCCUCCAACUCAAAAUUUCUACCAUCGAGCGAUUCUCGAGGAUGAUGGGGUUUUCAGACAUUAUGUUUACCCAAAGAGGGGUACUGGAAGUAAUUCGUCUUGGGCUGAAGCUUGGUCAGUAUCCAUAUCCAUUCCUUCCAACAUCUGUAUGGCAAUUAAUGAAGGUUCGAACAGUGGAGCAUGUGGGUUCAAUAGUUACUGCAGGCUUGGAGAUGAUCAAAGGCCAUUUUGUACUUGUCCACCAGGCUAUGACUUGUUUGAUCCAAAUGAUGUGACCAAAAGUUGCAAACCCAAAUUUGUCUCUCAAAGUUGUGAUGAAUCGUCUCCCGAAACAUAUAACUUCGAUUUUAUUCCUCUGGAAAACGCAGAUUGGCCUGAAGAUGAUUAUGGAUAUUUCCAACCAGUAGAUGAGGAUUGGUGCAGAAACGAUUGUUUAAGAGAUUGCUUUUGUGUGGCAGCCAUUUUUAGAAAUGGUUAUUGUUGGAAGAAGAAGUUUCCGCUUUCGUUUGGGAGAAUGGAUUCUAGUGUUGGUGGAAGAGCUCUUAUCAAAAUCAGGAGAGACAAUUCUACUCUGCAAUCUCAAAACUUUGACAAGAAUUGUAGGAACAAAACUAAGAUAGUCAUUGGGUCGGUUUUGUUAGGAAGCUCUUUAUUUCUAAAUAUCCUCUUGUCACUUCUCACUUUAUUGAUUGGCUUCCGAUUCAGUAAAAGAAAAUCAAAGGCUGUUGGAAGAGACCCUUUCAUUUCAGGUGUGAAUUUGAGGGCUUUUAGCUACGAAGAGCUCGACAAGGCCACAAGGGGAUUCAGAGAGCAACUGGGAAGUGGUGCAUUCGCUACGGUGUAUAAAGGUACUCUUGAUUCUGUAGAGGACAACAACUUGGUGGCAGUCAAGAAGUUGGAGAAUAUAGUGAGUGAGGGAGGAGAGAAAGAAUUUAAAGCUGAAGUGAGUGCUAUUGCUCAAACAAACCAUAAGAAUUUGGUUAAAUUGGUUGGUUUUUGCAACGAAGGAGAACAUAGAAUGUUGGUGUAUGAGUUCAUGGAGAAUGGGUCUCUUGCCGAUUUCCUGUUUAGGCCUUCAAAACCAACUUGGUAUUCUAGAAUUCAACUUAUUUUGGGAAUUGCUAGAGGGCUAAGUUACUUACACGAAGAGUGUAGCACUCAGAUCAUUCAUUGUGAUAUCAAGCCCCAAAACAUUCUCCUUGACGGCUGUUUUGGUGCAAAAAUUGCAGACUUUGGAUUGGCCAAACUUCUGAAGAAAGACCAAACUCGAACCAUGACUGCAAUUAGAGGAACAAAGGGGUAUGUGGCUCCGGAGUGGUUCAGAAGCAUGCCCAUUACAGUGAAGGUUGAUGUUUAUAGCUUUGGGAUUUUGUUAAUGGAGAUGAUCUGUUGCAGAAAGAAUUUUGAACUGGAAGCAGAGAAUGAAGAUGAAAUGAUACUGACGGAUUGGGUUUAUGACUGCAUGAAAGAAAGAAAAAUGGAGAAGUUGAUAAAGAAUGAUGAGGAAGCAGAGAAUGAUAUGAAGAGAGUGGAGAAGUAUGUUAAGAUUGGAAUUUGGUGCAUUCAAGAGGAGCCAUCACUAAGGCCACCCAUGAAGAAAGUGAUACAGAUGCUUGAAGGUGCAGUUGAGGUUUCAACUCCCCCUGAUCCAUCUUCAUUUAUCAGUGCAUUUUAACAACAACAUUGGCUCUCUCUUCUUUCAUAUUGUAUGAAUAACCUAAUGACUUAGCUAUUAUCAUAUACUCAUAUACAUGAAAUAAAAAAAAAAAAAAAAAAAACAUAGACAUGCCUUCUUUCAAUUCCUACCUCAUUUUAUAAUGAAAAAAACUUGCACCUAUCUUGGUGCAACUCAGAUUGCACACUAGUGGAACUCUAA